Messenger RNA from Micromonas pusilla CCMP1545, 804 nucleotides. RefSeq lists its product as uncharacterized. The transcript has a single exon. NCBI's taxonomy places the organism in Eukaryota, Viridiplantae, Chlorophyta, Mamiellophyceae, Mamiellales, Mamiellaceae. Bases 1 to 804 code for a protein of 267 amino acids. The record is from RefSeq and is a predicted model, not a curated record.
AUGCCGGUCUCCCCCGCUCUCGCGUUCACCCUCACCAACGGCGGUGCGUCCCCUCCCGUCCCGUCGUCGUCUCCUCGCGCGCAUCGCGUUCCCCCGCAUUUAAUUCAACAACGACGCGAUCGAUCGUUUCAACGAUUCCGUCCCUCUUCCCCCUCCACCGCAGGCAACUACGCGUCGUGCCUCGCGCUCCCGCGCGAUCAAACGCUCCAGAUCUUCUGCACGCCCGCGUACCAGAAGAGCGGCGCGGUGAACCCGGAAGCCGAGGUCGCGGUGCGUCCCGCGCGCGACCGUCGCUCGCUCGGAAGUAUAUUCCGAAAUAUCUUCUAUUCUCUUCGUGACACCAAGCGUCCAUCCGUCGUCCCGGCCUCGCCUCCGACGUCGACGCCUCACAACCGAUCCCCGCCCCCGCUCCUCCUUCCUCCAGUGGCGCUUCAUGGGCGCGACCGGCCUCACCGCGUGCGCGGCCGCGAUGAUCGCGGACAAGGCCGCCUCCGGUCCGUCCUUUUCGCGCUCUCUCUCUCCGCUCGGCAUCCCGCGGUUUCAAAGUACUUUCGUACCUAUCAAACGCGAGCGCUCGACCGUAAAACUGACCGAUAUUUCGACUCGUCCUUCCUUACAAACCGCGCAGGAGACGCGAAGCGUAACCUCAACAUCGCGGUCGCGGGGACGUCGCUCGUCCACGCCGGGCUCUUCGCGACGAACACGACGAUGAAGGAGGACGUCCGCCCCGCGAUCAGGGCGCUGAACAUCGCGACGAACCUCGCCGUCGCGGGUCUCGCGAUCAAGGAGGCGGUUGGGAAGUGA